AUGUAUCUUAAAGAAUUUACCAACGUCAGUCCCAACGCCGUUGCCGCAGCCAAUCCCGAUGAUUUCAAGAUCGGCAAAUACAUGAAGUUGCUCGAAGAAGGGUUCGAAAAGGACACAGAUAACCUCGUCGCAAAGUUUAGCGGAAUUUACGCUUUUAAAGUGAAGAAUGGUCCAAAUGACGAAGAAGGUUAUUGGGUCGUUAACACCAAAGAGGGAAAAGGCAAAGUGACCUACAACGGCUUGGAGAAACCUGAUGUUACAUUUACCAUCAACGACAAUGACGUAACAGAUCUCGUCUUGGGAAAGUUGAAUCCUCAGAAGGCCUUUCUCCAGGGAAAGAUUAAAAUUCAAGGUAACGUCAGCCUUGCUAUGAAACUUGUCGAUUUACAGAAGCAAGCCGCCGGAAAAAUCGAAACAAUUCACUCGAAAUUAUAA
Messenger RNA from Arctia plantaginis, 435 nucleotides. NCBI's taxonomy places the organism in Eukaryota, Metazoa, Arthropoda, Insecta, Lepidoptera, Erebidae. The record is from the annotation of a GenBank genome assembly.